UGGGAGUUUUCACACAGCGCAUGCGUUGUCUUUGGCUUUCUGAACAUGAUUACUCUUGUUACGAGCGUCAUGUCGUUAUGCAACAUUUCUAUAAAUAGAUACGUCAUGGUGUGUUAUCCACAGAAGUUCAAAGACAUCUACACGGUCCGAAACUCUGUGUUGAUGAUUUUAGGUGUAGCCAUAUUUUCGAUUCUACUCUCUCUUCCACCGCUGCUUGGUUGGUCUGAAUAUGUAUACACGCCCUCUCACUCGUUCUGUUUCGCUGAUUGGCAGAACCACAUGUCCUACGCGUUCUUCAUGAUUGGAUGCUGCUUCGGUAUACCUUUAAUGGUCAUGACGGUUUGCAAUGUGUUCAUUUUGCGAACCGUAAAGUUCAGCAGACUUCGAGUAAAAGCCUCGUCAAUUACUAGAAAGAGGUCAACAUUUGGUACACAAAGUGAAAAUAAAUCAACUGAACCAAAUCUUUCGUCAUUAAAACGCUUUACUUUCAAUAUGUCGUCUCUAAGAUCUACGACAGAAAAUAAGACCAAAACAGCGGCCACAGAGGCACCAUUGGUAUCCAACAACAAAAGCACUUUAAACAAGGAACCGAACAAAGAGUACCAGGGUGUAGCAAAAACCCUCUGUAGUAUAGAUUUAGAAUCAAUGUCUGCUACUGCUGUAAACUUAAAUCCGUUACACAAUACAUUAAUAUCCAGCUCAUUAAAAGUUCCAGUGACCUCAGCCGCCCUACACACACCGUCUUACAAAUCACCAAAUUCGACAUUAACGCAUAAGCCAAGAAACAGACUACUACAUCCAAACGGGAAACAUUCGUCCGCAGAACAACACUCAAGCAGAGGGUCACCAGAGCCAUCAAUUUCAAUUGAACCAUCAUCGGACGUGUUGCUGGUCAUACCAUCGAAUUCAGAAAUGGAAAUCAACGGUCAAGGUUCUGAAAAUAAAGUUCACACGAAACUUCCCAAAUUACGAAAGUCGUCUUCAAAACGAAGAGAAGAGAUAAGACUUGCAUUUUCGCUCAUUAUUGUUGUUUUGGUUUUUGUGGUAUGUUGGCUACCGUACUGUAUUAGUAUGCUACUUUCAAUAUUUUACUUGGGACAUGUGCCAAGAGAGUUCCAUAUGUUUACAAUAAUAAUAGGAUAUGCAAAUAGUGGUUGUAACCCUAUCAUUUAUGGUGUUAUGAACAAAAGAUUUAAAGUGGGAUUUCUGCACAUUUUCUGUUUCUGGAAAGACAGGAACAGUUCAAACUUUAGUUGUUCAUAAUGCUACGUUCGGAAUGCCACACGAUCCUUCACGAAGUCAAUGAUUGGCCACACGUGCCAAUGCUAUCUUUUGAGAAUUUCGGCUACGAUACGAUGUAAUCAAAAGGAAUCGUGCAUAUUAUGUUAUUCUCCUGUAAAGGUAAAUCAAGUAUUAUCCAUGUAGCGUCAAUAUUUUUUUUCGAUGAAUUUUGUAAUGACUAUCGCAUACAACUACAUCAAAGUAAGUGAGUCUACAAAAUUGACACUAAAAUGUGAACGCAUCAAUACAAUCCACCAAUUCUUUGAAACAUGUGUAAUUGUUCGUGACACUUUAUUUGGUUUAAGCAAUAUUAUCUAAGCGACGGAUAAUAAAACAUUUAAAUGUAUCUAUUAUGUACCUUUGUAUUGAUAACGUGAAACAUAUCACAGAAAUGUAUAUCGAAGGUAUACUACACAUGCACAUGUGUUUAAUAUUAUACCAUUAAUAUGUGUUUUCAUUUUUUCAAUGUCUAACAUAAACCAAUUUUAAUUAUGAAUAUAAAUAUAUAUAUAUAU
Messenger RNA from Dreissena polymorpha, 1796 nucleotides. Its product is annotated as octopamine receptor-like. Gene Ontology annotation, biological process: G protein-coupled receptor signaling pathway. Gene Ontology annotation, cellular component: membrane. The transcript has 2 exons. NCBI's taxonomy places the organism in Eukaryota, Metazoa, Mollusca, Bivalvia, Myida, Dreissenidae. Gene Ontology annotation, molecular function: G protein-coupled receptor activity. The record is from RefSeq and is a predicted model, not a curated record. The coding region runs from base 46 to 1263 and encodes 405 amino acids.